GCGCGUCGACUCGACGCUCGUCCGGUUGAUGGUUCGCGUCGACUCAACGCUCAUUUGCUUCGCGCGCGUCGACUCGACGCUCAUCAGUACGGAGCUCGCCGAUUCGACGUUCAUCGAUAUGGCAUACACGGACUCGACGCUCAUCAAUGUGGUCCGCGUCGUCUCGACGCUCAUCAGUAUGCACUGCGUCGACUCGACGCUCAUCGGCGUUGCAUGCGCCGACUUCAUGUUCAUUAUAGCAUGCGCCGACUCGACCCUCAUCAGUUCGGUCCGCGUCGACUCGAUGCAUAUCUUCAUGGACCGCGUCGGCUCGAGGCUCACUGGCGUUGCGUGCGCCGACUCGACGCUCACUGGACAGAAGUCUGUCAUCCUGAAG
Prorocentrum cordatum is the source of this 376-nucleotide messenger RNA. The record is from the annotation of a GenBank genome assembly. NCBI's taxonomy places the organism in Eukaryota, Dinophyceae, Prorocentrales, Prorocentraceae.